Grosmannia clavigera kw1407 is the source of this 1443-nucleotide messenger RNA. RefSeq names its product dor1-like family protein. Bases 1 to 1443 code for a protein of 480 amino acids. NCBI's taxonomy places the organism in Eukaryota, Fungi, Ascomycota, Sordariomycetes, Ophiostomatales, Ophiostomataceae. The record is from RefSeq and is a predicted model, not a curated record. Gene Ontology annotation, biological process: intra-Golgi vesicle-mediated transport; cytoplasm to vacuole targeting by the Cvt pathway. Gene Ontology annotation, cellular component: COG complex. The transcript has a single exon.
AUGGCCGACCUGCUCUACGACCUCCUGGUGCCGUCGCCCUCGCCGGGCAUUGUCUCGCCGCCCGACCCGGACGCCCUGGCCUAUCUAGGCAGCCUAGCAGCGCGGCCGCUGGCGUCUCUGCGCGCAGACGAGCCGCCGGCUCUGGCCCAGGCGUCGCAGUCGCUGCUGCUGUCGCUGCAGGCGCUGGCACGGCGGUCGUGCGAGCCGGUGCUGGCGUCGGAGCGACACCACGCAGCCUUUUGUGGCGGCCUGCCGACGCUGGCCGCUCACACGGCCGAGCUGCGUGCGGCUCUGCCGCUGCUGGACGGCGCCUCUUUGCGCUUUGCAUCGUAUCGAACCGGCGAGACCAACGGCCGACGACGCCAGGCCCUCUUGCUCGCCCGCAACGCCGAGCGGCUCCUCGACGUGCUCGACCUGCCGCCGCUCCUGGCCGCGGCCACCGGCUCGACCGCUGCACCGUCUUCGCUGACGACCACCACGGCCUCGUCAGCCGGCGCUGCCGCCCACUACAACUAUGCUGCCGCUCUCGACCUCAACGGCCAUAUUCGCCGUCUGCAUGCUCUCUACCCCCACUCGGCCCUCGUUCAGUCUGUCGCCGCCGCUGCCGAUGAGGCCAUGCGCGCCGCCGCCGCCAGCCUCGUGCUCUCGCUUCAGGCCCCCGGUCUCAAGCUGGCCGCGUCGCUGCGCACUGUCAGCUGGCUGCGCCGCGUCCUGCCCGACCUCGAAGCGACCGCUUCGACCAUGACCACAAACACGACCAUCGCGGCAACGACUACCACGUCCACUCCCGCACAGGAACGCACCCUCGGCGCCGUCUUCCUCGUCUGUCGCCUCGCUACGCUGACCAGCAUGCUCGACGCCUUGGCACCACUCCGCGAGCUCGCUGACCAGGAACGCGCUCGUCUGGCCGCAUCGUCACCCCCCCUCGCCUCCUCGACCGGCUCCCGCGCCUGGUCUGGCGGCCAGCAGACCGAACGCUACCUCAAACGCUACGUCGAGAUCUUCCGCGAGCAGAGCUUCGCCAUCGUGUCCAUGUUCCGGAGCAUCUUUCCCGACGCCGAGAUCGAUGGCAUAGGCCAGACAGGCGACAUGAACGAGUCCGAGAAAGAAAAUGACACAGACACACCCCUACACCCACACGACCCUCUCGAGCCGUUGCCGCCUGCGCUCGCCGGCUUUCCCCUCCACCUCGUCGACCUGCUGCUCGCCACGCUGCGCCGCUACCUGCCCACGGUGCGCGAUCAGGCUGCCCGCGACAGCCUGCUGACUCAGGUGCUCUAUUGUGCCGGCAGCCUCGGCCGCCUCGGCGCUGACUUUGGCCUCUUUUUGGCCACACUGGACGUCGGCCACAGCGCCGAGGACGAGUGGGUUGAGAUCGUGCGCCGCCACCGCCAGCUCGCCGGCCGGCUCGAGUCCAUCGUCGGCGACGGCAAGAAAAGAUGA